Argiope bruennichi is the source of this 9061-nucleotide messenger RNA. Its product is annotated as probable nuclear hormone receptor HR3. Lineage: Eukaryota; Metazoa; Arthropoda; Arachnida; Araneae; Araneidae. Gene Ontology annotation, biological process: regulation of transcription by RNA polymerase II. The coding region runs from base 438 to 1907 and encodes 489 amino acids. The record is from RefSeq and is a predicted model, not a curated record. The transcript has 10 exons. Gene Ontology annotation, molecular function: RNA polymerase II cis-regulatory region sequence-specific DNA binding; zinc ion binding; nuclear receptor activity. Gene Ontology annotation, cellular component: nucleus.
CCUACUUCACAUAACGGUACUUACUGGCCGAACAGGUGGGCACUGAACGCGAGAACUGUUCUCACUCACUUCACAAAGUGCAUGCAUCGAACGAGGGUGCAUUCCUCUAAGCCUAACUCUUCGCCUUUUUCCCCCGCUACCCCAAACUGUAAACAGUGGUGUAUUGGUUACUCUGACUCGCAAGUGCUACACUCUCGGAUUAUAUUUUUGUUCUAUGGCAUGGGGCCAGGUUAGAUGAUAGUUGAUUCUCCUGAAAUUCUGUGCAUCGUCUGAGAGGGAAGGAGAAGAAAAACGUGUGACCUGUCCGCAAGAAGAUUUUGUUCUUUUUUUUUCUGGCAAUAGAAAAAAAAUCGUGCGAAAGGCCUGUGGUGGAUUUUGGUAGUAGUGGAAGGUGUAGCAUCAUUUGACGGAAAAUUAAGUGAUUUGUUAAGAUUCGGAUGGUGCUUCAAAUGUCUUGGUGCACUACGAGCUUCGGCAAAGUGGAGGUGGCACAGCCCCAAACAUCCACAGGAUCCAUAAAAGCUCAAAUUGAAAUUAUCCCUUGUAAAGUUUGUGGUGACAAAUCCUCUGGUGUUCACUACGGUGUCAUAACGUGUGAAGGUUGCAAGGGCUUCUUUCGAAGAAGUCAGUCAAGUGUUGUGAAUUACCAAUGUCCACGACAGAAGAAUUGUGUUGUUGACCGAGUUAAUAGGAAUAGAUGUCAGUACUGCAGGUUACAAAAAUGUCUUGCUCUCGGAAUGUCCAGGGAUGCGGUAAAGUUUGGCCGCAUGUCCAAGAAACAGCGCGAAAAGGUGGAAGAUGAAGUGAGGUUCCAUCGAGCGCAGCUAGUCCGUCCUCAGGGAACGGCACCGUCCCACUCGACGCCGCAACCCACAGAAACCUCACCGGACAGUUCGGUAUUUGACCACCAACAGCAGCCGUCCUCAUCCAAUCAACAUGUCUCCUACAUUAACAGCGGGUAUACUUAUAAUGGGGACCUGAAUACAUUUUCUACAAAUGGUUACACUUACACUCCCCAAGCUAUUCAAUUUGAUCUGGGCAGCACAGACUAUGUUGACAGCACAACAUUUGACCCUCAACAGCAGCUAGAAACUAUUCCAGAUGCCAACAGCCUGCUCAUAACUGUUGUCCCACCUGGACCCAUGACCACAAAUUCUCAUCUUGAACUCUUAACAAAAACACUGACAGAAGCUCACACAAGAACGUGUUUAUACUCAUCUGACCAAGUAGCUGAGAUCAUGAAAAAACCACCAGAUGUUGGUUCCAUUCUUCUGUACAAAAGCAUGGACCAUGAGCAACUGUGGCUAGACUGUGCUCAAAAGCUCACCAACAUCAUUCAACAAAUCAUCGAAUUUGCCAAGAUGGUUCCUGGCUUCAUGAAACUUUCCCAAGAUGAUCAGAUCUUAUUACUCAAAGCAGGUAGUUUCGAAAUGAGUGUUCUCAGAAUGAGCAGGUACCUUGAUCCUCUUACCAACCUUGUAAUGUAUGGAGACACCAUGAUUCCAUCUGAAGCAUUUACAACUGCUGAUACAUCAGAAAUGAAGCUUGUGAAUAACACAUUUGAGACAGCCAAAAGUAUAGCUGAAUUGAAACUGACAGAGUCUGAGCUUGCUCUAUAUUCUGCUUGUGUUUUACUUUCUCCAGACCGUCUUGGACUUAAAAAUAUCUCAGAUGUCCAGACUCUCUACCAGGCUAUUCUCAAGGCCUUAAAGUAUGAACUUGAGCAAACCCACAAACUUCCAUACAAAGGCGAUGUUCGAGUGUUUGACGUCUUGAUGGCCAAGUUGGCGGAUUUGAGGGACUUGAGCAUGCUUCACAUGGAGACGCUGGCAAAGUUCAGAAUGUCUGCACCACAUCUCGAAUUCCCAGCACUCCACAAAGAGUUGUUUUCCAUCGAGAGCGCUUGAUCAUCUUCCUCCUUGAAAGAUCAUCCAUCGACUCAUCAGUUUUUGCAGUGCCAGAAUUUAAAGUAUUAACGGUGGCCUAUUGAAUUCUCAUUCAUUAACACGCUGCUUUUUCCACGAGAAAAUCUAUGAUUUUCAUUUGGAGGUGAAAGAUUUUAGUUUGACAUGUUGUACAGGGUGAGGAAAAUUGAAAGUGUACAAUUUUCUCUUUUAAAUCUAGAACUGUUUGUAGUUGUUUAGUGCAGGAAAUGUCAGAAAAAGGCAAAUCGAUAAAUAAAUAUGCAAAUAUUUCCAUGUGUAUUGAAUAAAUAAUUUAUUAUUAAUGAAAAUAAGUAAUAGCAUCUUUUUAUUAUUGCAGAAUUUUUUAAAAAAUAUAUAAGAUUAAAAAAAUAAUAUUUUUUCUUGAAAAUAAAAUUAAAAAAAUCGGUUAUUAAAAAUGAAAUUCCAUCUCUGCUAGUAAAUUCUCAGUAUUGUUGAAAUGCAAUUGAUAGUUUAUUAAAAUGUAUGAAAAGUAUAUUUCUUCUGAAACCUGUUGUAAUAGAAUGACUGUUAUUAAUGUGUAAUCUAUAAUAUUUUAGUAAAAAAAUAUUCAUAGUCAUUGAGUUGGAUAUAUUUCAAAUUGUUGCCAUUUUCAAUGCUGUAUAGUUAAAAAAAAAUCCUAUUUAUGUACAUAACCUAUAGUACAAAAAAAUGACAAACCAAGACAUUCUUUAUUGGUCAUGUUGUAUUAUUAUUAAGAUGAUUAGAAAUAACUUAAUGACAGGAGCUUGUUUAGAUUCAUUCUGAGGAUUAAUAUUUCAAAAAUUAAUGUGAUUUGUUACAUUUGUCUGGUUUUUUGUGCUGAAAACUAUCGACAGUUUUGAAUUUCAGCAAUUCCUCACCCUGUAUUAAGGUGCUCGUGUUGGAUAAAUUAUAUUAGAUAUCUAAUAUAUAUUGUUAUUGUUAUUCAAAAUGCUGGAUUGUAAAAAAAGAGAGAAAAUAUAAAUUGUUCAUUAACUAUAUAUAUAUUGAUGCAUUUUUUGUGGAUUUAUUUAUAGACAUUUUGUGAAAGAAAGAUUUCAAGUGUACAACUCCAUUACUUGUCAACUUGAGUUUGACCGGUGAACUAUGGUAUAAAAUGCCAAUUGGCUCCUAUAGGGGAGUCAUUGUAUAGCUCUAUAGAGGCAGUAUUGUUCAUUCCUUUAGAAACUCUCUGCAUCUUUGAACAUCACCUUCUCCAUUAAAAAAAAAAGUAUCUGCAAGAAAAGAUUUAGAAGGAGCAAUAAAUGUGAUACAAAGUGAAGUGAAAGUUACGAGGCUCUAAGCCGAAAAACAUUGUUGAAAAUAGCUUAUGGUGUAGGUUUAUUGUGAAUGGACUACUAAGAUAUUUUGUACAAAAUAUAUAAGAGUUAUUAUUAAUAGAAAUGCCAGGGAUUUAUAUUUCUGAAGCAAUUAUUUGUUACAAGAUGAAUUUUAUUAACACUGUGUGUGUGAACGAAGAGAUUUUUCCUUACUGCCAAUUUUGUGCUUGUGUUUUUAGUUGGUGAUCGGUAGUUUUUAUAUAGUAAAAUACGUUUUGGCUCACUUAUUUAUAUUGCACAUUUAGUGUUUUUAAUGUUUCUUUUGUGUAGCAUGAAGAAAAAAACUUUGUGUUGUGGGACGUUGCCUUUUCGAGAGCAAACUUGGCGAUCAGUAAAAACAAUAUUUUUUAGCUCUCUAGCGGUGUACAAAUUAUUUUUAUUAUGAAUUAUUAAUAUUUAGCAUGUACAGAGCAUUUUUCGUCUUGGGUUUGAACUGUUUCCUAUUUUAAUCAUAUUCUAUUACAUUCAUCUUGCAUAUUUUUUUAUAAAGCAUACUACAUACAUGCAAACUGAAGACAUUUUUUUUUUUUUUCUUUUUUGCCUGCUGAGAAUGCAUAUGUUUGCAAUUCCUGGUACUUAACUUCAUAUUGUAAAUAAUAACAUAAUGAAAGAUAUGAUGAAUUUAUUAUAUGAAACACUAAAGAAGUUCAGAAUUAUAUCCAUUUAUGUGUGUGAAAUGUGCAAUAUUUCAAAGGAAAACAGACAAAAUGUACCUACUGAAUAUAACUCAGGUUUAAAAUAAAUUAUGUGGGUUAUUAAAGCAAUCAACUUGUCUAAAAUCUGAUUUAUAAAAAUCAAUUAUGUAAUAUAUUUACAUAUUUUGUAAAUUUUAGUUUGAAUAUUGUUUAAUUUUUAUUUAAUGUCUUGCAUAAUUAAUUUAAAGAUCGUAUGUAUAGCUAAACAUGCUUUAACUGAUAAAUAUUGUUGUUGCUCACAUUAUUAUAAAUGUUGAGGAUGACGUAAGAUAUUUUUACAAAAUUAUCUUCUUGAAGGUUUAAACUUUUGGGGGGAGGGGGAUUUACUUGCCUUUUAAAUUUGUGUCCCAAAAUAAAUAAUUAUUGAUUGCACAUUUGCUUUUUAAAUAAAUUUCUCAGUUUUAGGAAGUAGAUAUUGAAUUUUUAAAUUUUCUGGAGAGCAUACUAAUAACUCACAUAAAUAGAAUUUUAAACUUGUCUCACAGUAGAUCAUGUGAAUUAUUAGAUAUUGUUUAACUUUUCUGCUCUUGGAAAUUUGUCACAUUUUUAAUGAAAAUAUGUUAUUUUCACUAUUUAUUUUUCAGUAUAUGUUUUUUUGCUAACUUCUUAAUGCCUUUUUUACAAAAAAAAAAAAAAAAUGUAAUGCUGGGAUGUGAUUAUGUCAAUAAAAAUUGUUAGAAACAAUUUUUUUUUUUUUUUUCCAUAUGACUUUAUCACUGCCACCAUGUUAGAAACGAGUUCAUAUUUGUUUCAUAAAUUAAUAUAUAUAAGCAUUAAUUUUUUUCGUGCAUGACUGAUUCUUAUAUGUGAAUGUGUGCUGAAUGAUCGUCGGAGCUUAGUUAAAUUGUUUCAUGGUCACAAGGGUAGUUUAAUUUUAUUUUUAAAAACUUGCUAUUUUAUUCAACAAUUUGUAACUUAUAUGUAAUCUGUUUCUCUAUUUUGUUGUUUUAUAUAGUAAAAAAAAGAAAUUGCUUGUUAAAUAAAAACUUUAUGACAGUGUCUUCCUGAAAGGAUAUGAAUUGUAAUUCUAGUUAUUUGUUGUAAAUGCAUGAACAUUGUAUGAGAGAAAAAAUAUUGUUGUAACUGAAAUUAUAUAUAUAUAUAUAUGCGAGUUAUAUUAAUACUGAUAUGUAAUGUCAUAAAAGUGUUUUUAGAGUUUUUUUUUAAGUUAUUUGUUUAAAUCAUUUCUAAGAUACAGCAAAGUAUUAAAAAUCUGGAUUCAUUACAUUACUUAUCUGCUAUCUGCCAUUAUCUACCUAAUAAUAAAUUUGGUUUUUAAAAAAUUGUAAUAAAUUGAAUAUAAGGGAUUUAAUGAAAAAUGUUAUAUCUUUAAGAUAUUUGCAGAUUUUAUUAAAAUUUAAAUUCUAUAUGGUGGCUUUUUGGCUGCCUUGAUAUUGGACAUGGGUUUUCUGUUGAUUUACAUCUGGAAUUUAUUCUUUGAUCUUAAAGAAUUGUGGGAGUUAGGAGAGUAGGAUGCUAGUUUAUCUAUUAUUCUCUACAUCUGGCCAAAGUUACAAAUUUUUCAGUAAUUUCCUAUGGCUGCAAAAUUUAUAUGGAUGUACCAAAUUAAAAAAAAAAAAUUAAUAAAUGCCUACUGUGUAACUUUUAGAUUAUGAAUACAAUAUAUAUAGUUGUUUCUCAAAUGUAAUUUGCAGGUUAUUAUUGGAUUUUUGAUAUGAAGAUCCUGAUCUUUGUUGCAAUUAAUCCAAAUUAUCAAUGCUUUGCUGUGUUAUAGAAUAUCAGAUAUUAAAAUGAUGGAAGAAUGUUUAGAUGUGCUUGGAUCGUGUGAAUAUGGUAUUUAUUAAUAAAGGUAUUAAAUUAUUUAUAUAUUUUAAAAUCUGAUUUAUCAAGUUUUUUUUUAAGCAAUGCAUUUUUUUUCAUCAUUUCAAUGAAGAAUAUAUGUAGUUGUACUAGUUUUACAGUGAAGGCCUUAAAUAUAUAUUAUUAGCUGCAAAGAUUUUAUGUUGAAAUCUACUUUAUUGUGCCCCUUGAUCUGCUUUAUCACCAAUAUUGCUUCUAUAAUAAUGAAGCAGAGCAAUUUUUCUAGCAGGUCUUCAAUGACUGGUUCACUACAUAACUUGACUUAGUACCCAUGUUGCUUUUUGGCAUUGGAAACUUAGGCAUCAUUUGCGAUAUGAAGGGACACACUAAUUAGAUUUCAGCCAUAUUUAAUAAUGUCAAAGUAUUAAGUAUAGUAUUUUCAGUGACUUUUUUAAAUGCGCUAUCUAGCAAAUAUUUCAAGAAUAAAGUUAGUGUAUUGUAAAAAAUAAAUUAUAUAUAGAAAAUAGACUAUAAUUUUAUGAUGAGUUUUCUCAUAGUUCAUGAGAGAGAAUUUUGUUUUAAACUAUUCACUGUGUGCCUAAUAUAAUUUGCACUAAUGUUUAUGAACUUAGCAUGGAAUUUAAAUUUUAUUCUAUACAAAAUUAGCAAAGUUGUCUUAAAGUUAUAUAAUGAAUAAAUAUAUUAUUUAUUGAGAAUAGUUGUAGAUGCUAAUGCAUGUAGAUAUGUUUACAUGUUAAUAAAAUGGUACUUUUCGAUAGCUUGAUAGCAGCCACAUAUGUUUGCCAAGUACAGCAACCUUGUAUGGUGAAACAUACACAUUUGCAUCAAAAGUGACAUUUUACGCCAACAUUUAUACUUGGUGGCAGCUACUGUCAACCUAUUGGAAUAGUACCAAUAAAAGUUUUAUAAACUAUUUGUUACUGGCAUAAGUUAUAGGAUUGUUCAGGAGUAGGUUAGACUUAAGACCACAGUACAGUGUUCAAGUUGAAUUUUUGGAGCAAUAACUUGCCAAGUUUGGUAUUAGAUUUUUACAGUCAAAACCUAAUGGUUGGUAACAGGACAGGACUGUGUUCUUGAGUCUCAUUCUAGAAUAUUGUAACAAAACUGUUCAUUUUAUUGGAAGCAUUUAAUAUGCAAUAAAGAGAGAAAUUAUAUGUUAUUUGUUAUAUGAUACACUAUAGUUGUAAUACUUAAUUUAUGAACCUCAUUUUGUUUUACUAAUUUCUCAAUGACAAGAAUUGAAUUUAUGGCAAGACUAAGCUUUUUUCAUUUCAAUUUUUAAAAAAAACACACAUUUCUAAUAUUUUAGCUGCUUUUUGCAUUUUAAGAAUAAAAGUGUAUGGUUUGAAAUUAUCUACCAAUUAUUAAAACACAACUUAAAAAGAAAUGGUAAAUUUUGAGUGCAUACAGUUGAAAAUAAAUGCAUUUAAAUUUGAAAUGAAUGAAAAAUUUGGAGAAUAUACUUAUAAUUAUUUGGGGGGGGAUCUGAUUAAUUUGCUAAAUUACUUUAUUGUACUGAAUUCUCCUUUUGCAUUACAUUUUGAAAAAUCACAUGGAAUUCAUUUACUUUUAUUGAUAUAUAUAGACUUGUUUGAAGAUGUUAUUACAAAAAAAUAGUGUGUGUUGAUAAAUUAUGAAUUCCUAUUGUUAACGAGAUAUUAAAAGCUAUUAAAUAAUGUUAUGAACAUUUAAAAAGUAUACCUCUUAAACUUUUAGAAGUGAUAUUUUUAUAAAUUUUGUCUCAUGAUUUUUUUAUGUCUUGAAAAGCCAUACAUAUAUUUAUUUCAGUUGUAGUAUUAUGUCUGAUAAAAAUAUCCCGUUAUUGUUUAAGCAUUUAAAAUUGUUGAAUAUGUACAAAAAAAAUAUAUGUAAGAUGGCACAAAUGCUUAUAAACAUUAAUUGUGACUUUAAUGGGUGCUGAAUCAUUUUUUUUCUGUAUGUUUACUCCCUUGUAUAUGUCUUUUUACUUGAGAAGCCUCAUAUGAUAGACACAGUUUCAUUAAUAUCUUUUAUAGUAAUUAGAACAUUUAAUUUGUUCUACUCAAAAAAAAAAGUUAUGUUUGUAUUAAGACAAAUGUGUAAAUGUUUCAAUAUAUUAUUUUGAUGUACAAUAUUUUUUACUCUUCAUCAUUGUUGGUGUAUGUACAGAUGCGUUUUGUUCUCUUUCGUGGUGUAUUGGAGUUCUGUAAUAUUUUUGACCAUGGAAGAUGUUUCUGCUAUUUUAGAAUAUUACAGACGAAAAAAAGCAAAGCUAUAUAUUAUAUAUUUACACGUCUAAAUAUUGGGCCCAUGGAUGGUACACACCCUUUACCUUGGGUUUAUGUAUAUCGUAAUGAGGCUAUGGUUAACUCAGCUGUAAAAAAUGUUCUUAGUUUUUUAAUUUAUUUUAAAUUGUAUUUAUUGCUACUUUGAUGCUUCGUUAGUAAGAUGAGUUUGGAAGAUGUAUUUAUAGUUUCGAAAUAUUAAUAAGCUACUAGAUUAGAGAUAAUGGGAAAAAAUGUAUUAUUCAAUUUCAAAUCUAUGCUUAAAAAUUUUUUACAAUUUAUUCGAAUGUAUUAUUUAUAUUAAUGCAAAAUACUACAGGAUUUCUUUCAGUUGUUAAGUUUGUAAAACAUUAUUGCAGAUUAAAUAAAUGAAAGUUUUAAUUUGGAUAUAGAAAUUAAAUGAAUUACUUUCACUCUUUAUUUUUCUGGUUGAAAAAAAAUAUUUUCAUUUAUUUAAACCAAAAUAUUUUAAUUUCAUUUAAAAUGAUAAAAUAUUUGUGUUUUUUUUUAAUUGCAGGAAAUUUCAAUUCCAUUUGCAUAUUAAAUUGCAGUGUGUAGUGCAAAUUUUAAUUCAUUUUUUUAUGCAAAAUCAUUUUGUUUAAAAAUAAAACUUUUACAGACUUGUUAUAAAACUGGCUGUUUUGAACCAAUAAACUUACAAAAAUUAUAUAAAAAGAGAUGCUAAUCCUCAUGCAAAAUUAUCAUAUAAAGGCAUAAACUAAAAGUUGUUUCUAAUCAAUAGAGUUUAUUUUAUUAUGAACCCAACAUUUUAUCUAUUUAUAUCAUUAAUUAUGCUUGGAGCUAGCGAAUCAUAGCUUAAAGUCGUUUAGGUGAAAAGUUUUUUUUCUUCUCCAAUUCAUUUUGUUACAACAAAUUCAAAAGAAAGAUACUGGCGAAGUAAAGAGUUAAUGUGAAUUAUUUUGCAGCCUGAGUUAACCAUCGCCUGCAAGAAAAGGGUCCUACAAGUGGCUGUUUCAGUCGAACCCUUCUCUAGAGAUCAUAGAUAUUGUUUAGCCUUGCAAUCUUUUAAUACUGUUGAUGACAAACAAUAAAAGAUACUCUUAUCUUUCUUCUCA